Ustilaginoidea virens is the source of this 633-nucleotide messenger RNA. RefSeq lists its product as uncharacterized. The record is from RefSeq and is a predicted model, not a curated record. The transcript has 4 exons. NCBI's taxonomy places the organism in Eukaryota, Fungi, Ascomycota, Sordariomycetes, Hypocreales, Clavicipitaceae. Gene Ontology annotation, biological process: phosphatidylcholine biosynthetic process. The coding region runs from base 1 to 633 and encodes 210 amino acids. Gene Ontology annotation, molecular function: S-adenosylmethionine-dependent methyltransferase activity.
AUGACGUCGUUUCUUGGUGACCUGCUCAGCCAUGUUGAUUUUGGCAACAAGAGCCUGGCUGUGUCGGCUGCCUCCAUUGCCUUUAACCCGUUGUGGUGGAACAUCGUUGCUCGCCAAGAGUACAACAACAAACUCCUGACAAACAUGUUUGGCGGCAACUCCAAGGCGGCAAACUAUGGCCUCGCCGCCGCCAUCUUCUCCCUCGGCAUCCUUCGCGACUGGUUGUACAAAGUUGCCAUUUCCGAGCAGCCCUCGUACCAGCCGCUGUUGACGGCGUAUUCGCAAGCUGCCGCCUACACGCUGCUUGCGGCUGGCAACAUCCUCGUCGUCUCGUCGACAUGGCGCCUGGGCAUACGAGGAACUUUUCUCGGCGACUACUUUGGGGUCUUGCUGGAGGAGAUGGUGACGGGCUUUCCCUUCAACGUGACCAACUCUCCCAUGUACUGGGGCUCCACCAUGAGCUUUCUGGGCACCGCCUUGCUCUUUGGAAAACCGGCCGGACUGCUGCUGACGCUCUGGGUGUAUCUGGUGUAUGUGUUGGCCUUGCGCUUCGAGGACCCUUUCACGGCGGGCAUCUACGCCAAGCGAGACCGCGAGAGAGCCGCCGCCAGGUCGGGGAAGAAGCAGGAAUAA